AUGCCCCGGCCGGAGCUACCCCUGCCGGAGGGCUGGGAGGAGGCGCGCGACUUCGACGGCAAGGUCUACUACAUAGACCACACGAGCCGCACCACCAGCUGGAUAGACCCGCGGGACAGGUACACCAAGCCGCUCACCUUUGCCGACUGCAUCAGUGAUGAGCUGCCUCUGGGAUGGGAAGAGGCGUACGACCCACAGGUUGGAGAUUACUUCAUCGACCACAACACCAAAACCACUCAGAUCGAGGACCCCCGGGUACAAUGGCGGCGGGAGCAGGAACACAUGCUGAAGGACUACCUGGUGGUGGCCCAGGAGGCCCUGAGUGCACAGAAGGAGAUCUACCAGGUGAAGCAGCAGCGCCUGGAGCUUGCCCAGCAGGAGUAUCAGCAGCUGCAUGCCGUCUGGGAGCACAAGCUGGGCUCCCAGGUCAGCUUGGUCUCUGGUUCGUCAUCCAGCUCUAAGUAUGACCCUGAGAUCCUGAAAGCGGAAAUUGCCACUGCAAAAUCCCGGGUCAACAAGCUGAAGAGAGAAAUGGUCCAUCUCCAGCAGGAGCUACAGUUCAAAGAGCAUGGCUUUCAGACCCUGAAGAAAAUCGAUAAGAAAAUGUCUGAUGCUCAGGGCAGCUACAAACUGGAUGAAGCUCAGGCUGUCUUGAGAGAAACGAAAGCCAUCAAAAAGGCCAUCACCUGUGGAGAGAAGGAAAAGCAAGAUCUCAUUAAGAGCCUUGCGAUGCUGAAGGACGGCUUCCGGACCGACAGAGGGUCCCACUCUGACCUGUGGUCCAGCAGCAGCUCUCUGGAGAGUUCGGGCUUCCCGCUGCCGAAACAGUACCUGGACGUGAGCUCCCAGACAGACAUCUCGGGAAGUUUCAGCACCAGCAGCAACAAUCAGUUGGCGGAGAAGGUCAGAUUGCGCCUUCGAUAUGAAGAGGCUAAGAGGAGGAUCGCCAACCUGAAGAUCCAGCUGGCCAAGCUGGACAGCGAGGCCUGGCCCGGAGUGCUGGACUCGGAGAGGGACCGGCUGAUCCUCAUCAACGAGAAGGAGGAGCUGCUGAAGGAGAUGCGCUUCAUCAGCCCCCGCAAGUGGACCCAGGGGGAGGUGGAGCAGCUGGAGAUGGCCCGGAAGCGGCUGGAGAAGGACCUGCAGGCGGCCCGGGACACCCAGAGCAAGGCGCUGACCGAGAGGUUAAAGUUAAACAGUAAGAGGAACCAGCUGGUGAGAGAACUGGAGGAAGCCACCCGGCAGGUGGCAGCUCUGCAUUCCCAGCUGAAAAGCCUCUCAAGCAGCAUGCAGUCCCUGUCCUCGGGCAGCAGCCCUGGCUCCCUGGCGUCUAGCCGGGGCUCCCUGGCUGCCUCCAGCCUGGACUCCUCCGCCUCCGCCAGCUUCACUGACCUCUACUAUGACCCCUUCGAGCAGCUGGACUCGGAACUGCAGAGCAGGGUGGAGUUCCUGCUCCUAGAGGGGGCCACAGGCUUCCGGCCCUCGGGCUGCAUUACCACCAUCCACGAGGACGAAGUAGCCAAGACCCACAGGGCCGAGGGCAGCAGCCGCCUCCAGGCCCUGCGCUCCCUGACCGGCACCCCGAAGUCCAUGACCUCUCUGUCUCCGCGCUCCUCCCUCUCCUCCCCAUCCCCGCCCUGCUCCCCUCUCAUCGAUGACCCCCUCCUGGCUGGAGACGCCUUCCUGAGCCCCCUGGAGUUUGAAGAUCCGGAGCUGAGUGCCACUCUUUGCGAACUGAGCCUUGGCAGCAGCACCCAGGAGAGGUACCAGCUGGAGGAGCCAGGAACAGAGGGCAAGCCGUUGGGCCCAGCUGUGAAUGCGGCCCAGGGGUGUGGCCUCAAGGUGGCCUGUGUCUCAGCUGCCGUGUCGGACGAAUCUGUGGCCGGGGACAGUGGCGUGUAUGAGGCUUCCGUGCAGAGGCUUGGCGCCUCAGAAGCCCCUGCUUUCGACAGUGACGAGUCAGAAGCAGUGGGAGCAACCCGGGUUCAGGUUGCCCUGAAGUAUGACGAGAAGAAUAAGCAGUUUGCAAUAUUAAUCAUCCAGCUGAGUAACCUGUCGGCUCUGUUGCUGCAGCAAGACCAGAAAGUGAACAUCCGCGUGGCUGUCCUUCCCUGCUCCGAAAGCUCCACCUGCCUGUUCCGGACUCGGCCCCUGGAAGCCUCGGACACCCUUGUGUUCAACGAGGUGUUCUGGGUGUCCAUGUCCUACCCAGCCCUUCACCAGAAGACCUUAAGAGUCGACGUUUGUACCACCGAUCAGAGCCAUCUGGAGGAUUGCCUGGGAGGCGCCCAGAUCAGCCUGGCUGAGGUCUGCCGGUCUGGGGAGAGGUCGACUCGCUGGUACAACCUCCUGAGCUACAAAUACUUGAAGAAACAGAGCAGGGAGCCCAAGCCAUUGGGCGGCCGGGCCCCCACCCCAGGGCCCGAAAACACGGACGCUGUGUCUGCUCUGUUGGAGCAGACAGCCGUGGAGCUGGAGAAGAGGCAGGAGGGAAGAAGCAGCGCCCAGGCCCUGGGAGACAGCUGGAGGUUUGAGGAGGAGACCAGUGACACCGAGGCAGCAGCAGAGGGGGGAGAGGAGGACCUUUUUGCUGAGAAAUCCUCACCAGAUACAGACGAGUGCCCAGCGUUAAAGGUGGACAAAGAGACCAACACGGAGACCCCGUCCCUGUCCCCCACAGUGGUGCGGCCCAAGGACCGCCGGGUGGGCACGCCCUCCCCAGGGCCAUUUCUUCGAGGAAGCACCAUCAUCCGCUCUAAGACCUUCUCCCCCGGUCCCCAGAGCCAGUACGUGUGCCGGCUGAACCGGAGUGACAGUGACAGCUCCACACUGUCGAAGAAGCCACCUUUUGUUCGAAACUCCCUGGAGCGGCGCAGCGUCCGGAUGAAGCGGCCUUCAUCCUUCAAAUCCCUGCGCAACGAGCGCCUGAUGCGCACCUCGCUGGACCUCGAGUUAGACCUGCAGGCCACCAGGACCUGGCACAGCCAGCUGACUCAGGAGAUCUCGGUGCUGAAGGAGCUCAAGGAGCAGCUCGAACAAGCCAAGAGCCACGGGGAAAAGGAGCUGCCGCAGUGGCUGCGGGAGGACGAGCGCUUCCGCCUGCUGCUGAGGCUGCUGGAGCGGCAGAUGGACCGCGCAGAGCACAAGGGCGAGCUUCAGACGGACAAGAUGAUGCGGGCCGCCGCCAAGGAUGUGCACAGGCUCCGAGGCCAGAGCUGUAAGGAGCCCCCCGAAGUGCAGUCUUUCAGGGAGAAGAUGGCAUUUUUCACCCGGCCUCGGAUGAAUAUCCCGACCCUCUCUGCAGACGACGUCUAAUCACCAGAAAAGUAUUUCCUUUGUUCCAUGGACCAUGCUGUGAACAGAGACUGUGGCUAACGUUAUUUAUGUGGUGUUAUAUGAAGGUACCGAGUCACACGUCCUCUAGCGCUCCUGUUGGUUUGAAGAUGAAGAUUUUUUAGUUUGGGUUCUAUUAUUAUUAAAAAAAAAAAAACUACAAAAACAAAAAAACCAGCAUUAAAAUGACAAGAUUGUAUAGUUUGUAUAUUUAGGAAUGUAUUUUUGAGAAAGAAGAUUUAAAUGAACUAAAGCAGUGUCCCGGUUGCUGCUCUUCUUAAAAUAAAAUUGUUUAGACUUUU
Molecule: messenger RNA, 3635 nt
Organism: Miniopterus natalensis
Lineage: Eukaryota; Metazoa; Chordata; Mammalia; Chiroptera; Miniopteridae
Source: RefSeq, a predicted model, not a curated record